Messenger RNA from Drosophila busckii, 5352 nucleotides. Its product is annotated as defective chorion-1 protein, FC125 isoform. Gene Ontology annotation, biological process: chorion-containing eggshell formation. NCBI's taxonomy places the organism in Eukaryota, Metazoa, Arthropoda, Insecta, Diptera, Drosophilidae. The record is from RefSeq and is a predicted model, not a curated record. Gene Ontology annotation, molecular function: structural constituent of egg chorion. Gene Ontology annotation, cellular component: extracellular region; egg chorion.
AUGAAGCUGCAAGGUCUACUUUUGCUGCUCUGCGCGCUGAGCAGUCGCGCUCAGGAUGCGCCCGCCGCAGCGGCGACAGCUGUGGCCACUGGCAGUGAAGCUGCCGUCGUGGAUGCCACAGCAACAAUCAGCAACAGCAGCAGCAGCAGCACUGAGACUGCCACCAAGCCCAAGCUGCCCAGCAAUGAUGCGAUUCUAUCGCAGAUGCCGCCAGUCAUACCGCCGAGCACUGGCAUACCCUCACUGGAUACGUUCUACUUCCUUUUUCCCGCAUUGAGCAGCUUGCUCCGCUGGGGCAGUCUCUUCCCAGCGCCGUCUUUGCUCGGCGCAGUGCCCGACAGUCUGCAGCCCGCGGCCUCCAAGGUGGUGCUGGUGCUCGCCGACGAUGCCAAUGCGCACAAGUCGCGUGUAACGCGCCAGGACACGCCUAAUCCGCAAGCACCAGCAGCAGCGCCACCUGGUGCUGACAUACUGCAGCAGUUCUUCACCCAAGUGGGUCAGGCACCGCCACCAAACUUCAAUCAGUUUAUGGAGCAGGGUCAGCAAAUGAUACAGAACAUGGGACAACCACAAGUGGGUUCGGCGAAUCCUUUGAACGGCUUGUUUGGUCAGACGCCUUUCAAUUUGUUUGGCGGUUUGGUGGGUGCAGCUGCACCCCCAGCGGCCGAGCCCGCAGCCCCGCCGGCACCAGCCACUACAGCAGCCACGCCCACUGCCAAGUCAGCGGAUGAGACGCCAGCAACGCAGCCCUUCAAUUUCUUCAAUGCGCCCAUGUUCGAUGGCAACAGCAAUCUUCUGGGCAUGGCCAUGCCCCAAGGUCUGCCACAGGCGCCCUCGCUGGACGCCUUCAUGUCCGGCCUGCGUCAGCUCACGCCCAAUGCGCAGCCCAGCGCGCAAGCCUCGGACAUUUCCGAGGUGCGUGUCAGACCCGAGACCGAUAUGCAGGCGCAGCACAAGAUUCAGUCCGCUUUGGAGAAGCAGCAGCAGCAGCAGCAGCAACAGCAGAAGCAGCGCGUGCCGCUGCUUUGGUUCCGCAUGCGUCAAAGCGCCGACAACAACGAGAACAAUGAAGAGAGCGACAAGCCCACGGAUCAGCUGAAGAUCGAGUCGAAGCUGCAGGCCUUUGAGCGCCAGGUGAUUGCCGAGCUGCGCAUGCUGCAGCACAUCGAGCGCAUGGCCAAGGAGAUGCGCGCCACUGCCGCCCAGCGUCCAGAGUCCAACCAACGCAAUGGAGCGCCAGCCUACAAGGUGCGCUAUCCGCUGAGCCGCACACCCGUGCACAAGAUCACGCGUUCGGACAUUGAGCGUGCGCUGCGGGACGAGGACGUGCGUCGUCUGAUCCACGCCGAGGCGAAGCGCAUGUCCGCCACACGCGAAUCCCAGCUGCCGCUUCACAAGCGUCAAGCUGCCUCUACUAUGCCCAGCACCAGUGCCCAGUCCCAGCUCACGCUCUCCAAGGAGGACAUUGUCAGCAUGCUGGCCUAUGCCUAUCGCAUGGCCAACGAGUCGUCGGCCACAGGUCGCAGUGCCGACAAGAGCUACACAGCCUUCCGCGCCAGCGAACAGGACUCCAUGUUGCAGCAGCAGCGACAGCAGCAGCAGCAGCAACAACAACAGCAACAGCAAUCUGCUCAAGAUCAGUGGGCGGAGGCUAAGAUGCGUGGCAUGAUGCAAGAGCAGCAAGCGGAGCAGAAGAUGAGGCAAAUGAUGGCCGAGCAGCAGCAAUCGGAGCAGAAGAUGCGGCAGAUGCAACAGCAACAGGCAGCAGAGCAACAGCAGCGCAUGCAGCAGCAAAUGUUUGAGCGCCAGCAGCAGCAGCAGUCCGAGCGUCAAUGGACUGAGGACAAGAUGAGAGCCAUGAUGCAACAGCAGCAAUCAGAAAUGCAGCAGCAACAGAUGCAAAGACAAAUGAACGGCCCGACUGUAGGACAAAUGCCCAGACAGAUGUCGGAGGAGAUGAAGCAACAGCAACAGAUCGAGAUGCAAAGACAGAUGCCCCAGAUGCUGGGACAGCAGCAACAAAUGUCCGAGGAGAAAGCACAGCAACAGAUCGAGAUGCAAAGACAGAUGCCCCAGAUGCUGGGACAGCAGCAACAAAUGUCCGAGGAGAUGAAGCAACAGCAACAGAUCGAGAUGGAAAGACAAAUGCGUGCCCAGCAGAUGCCAGGUGGCAUGAUGAUGGUGGCACAAAUGGCGCCUGGACGCAUGAUCGAGCAGCAAAUGCCAAGACAAAUGUCCGAGGGAGUCCAGAGGCAGCAGCAGCAGCAACAGAUCGAGAUGCAAAGACAAAUGACGCCACAGCAGAUGCCCCAGAUGGUGGGACAAAUGACGCCACAGCAGAUGCCCCAGAUGGUGGGACAAAUGACGCCACAGCAGAUGCCCCAGAUGGUGGGACAAAUGACGCCACAGCAGAUGCCCCAGAUGGUGGGACAAAUGACGCCACAGCAGAUGCCCCAGAUGGUGGGACAAAUGACACCACAGCAGAUGCCCCAGACGCCAAGACAGAUGUCAGAGGCGGAGACGGAGAAGCAACAGCAGAUCGAGCGUCAGCAGCAGAUGGCGCAGGGAAUGAUUGUGGGACAAAUGGCUCCCGGCAUGAUUGAGCAGCAAAUGCCAAGGCAGAUGUCGCAGCAGCAGCAGCUGAUUGCAGAUCAGCAGAUGCCCAGACAAAUGAGCGAACAACAGCAAAUCGAACGCCAAAUGGACGAGCAGGCAAUGACUGAGGGCGGAAAGCCUGAGGAUGCGCUGCUUGGUGAGGCGAAGCCUCAGAUGGCCGAGAACGAGGGCAUGGCGCGACACAAAGUCGACUUUAUGGGACUGGGUGGCGAUAUGCACAAGAAAUCCAAGUCCAAGGGCAAGUCCCAGCCCACCAUCAUCAACUACUAUGCCAUGCCGCAGCAGCGACCGCAAUACGCGCCGAGCUACAGGCCGCCCAGCUAUCAGGCCCCCAGCUAUCAUGCACCCAGCUAUAGUCCUGCCAGCUAUAGUCCCUCCAGCUAUGGCGCCCCCAGCUAUGGCACCAGUUACGGAGGCGGCGGCUAUCGCGCUGCCCUGGGCAACGAUGAGAUUGAUGAAAUGCUGCGCCAGCAUCGCACCAUGAGAACAAUAAAUCCAGCCGCAGACGAAGUGAAGCCCAACACCAACCACAACCCCAACCAGACGACAGCCAUCGACAACAGCGACAACAAGCAGCGCAUUAAAAGGUUAGCAAACUCGAAUAGCUAUAAAAAGUUGAGCCAUUUGCGUGUGCCCGGACGCAGACGCCGCAGCGCUGACUACGGCACACUGGAGACCAUUGAUGCGGGUUCGCUCAAUGCGCUGCGCAAGGAAUACAAGCUGGGAUUGAAGGAGAUUACGCUCAGUCCGGACGAGGAUCCAGCCGAGGCGCUUAUGCGUUACAAUGCUGCGUCCAUUCGCGAGGCGCUCGAGCGCGCCAGCCAGGAGCCGCUCGAGAUUAGCGGCGAUCAGCUGGCGGCAGCCGAUGCAGCCGCAUACGCCAACGAGCAAGCCGCAGCUGAUGGCAGCACAGAGCCAGCACAGCAGCAACCAGUGCUGGACAACAGCAUACAGCAGCAGCAGCAGCCUCAACAGCAACAGCAACAGCAGCAGCAGCAGCUUGAUAAUAAUACGCUUGCCUCUGAGCUGUUGGCAGCGCGCAUUGAGUUUAAGAAACUUUACAGUCUGGUUGAGAGUCUGAAGCAGCAGCUCACAGAUGCCGAGCAGCGUCUCAGCGAUUGCAGUCUUCGUCAGACGACAACAAGAAGCACAACAACAACUACAACUACAACGCCUGCACCAACAACUACAACAACAACAACAGCACCAACUCCUUGGGAGCGCUUGCUGGCCAGCAAAGGCUACGAUACCAAGUUCUUGAGCAAGUCAAGUGAGCAGCAUUACAUGCAGGGCGAUAAUCUGAAUCAGCAAGCUGCUGAUUACAGCUACCAGGAGCUGCCCGUCGAAGAUCCAGACAACAAAUCCAAGCGAGCCACAGCGCACAGCAGCAAAGGCACAAGCACCACGCCCACGCCAGAGUCAGAGCCAGAGCUAAGCACAAGCGCUGCAUUGACGCAGGCGCAGCUGCUGAAUGCUGCGCUGCAUAAUGAUAUAAGCAAAGAUGCUGCUGCCGCAGGCGCAGACGCUGCUGCUGUUGCCGAUGGCACAACGGCCACGCCCUACGCACAGCGCGGCAAAUUUAUACGCAGACGCAGCACUAGCGCCAGCAUGGGCGUGCGUACUACGCGCCAAACGAAACCAAAGUCGACAGUUAGGCUGCCAGUGAGAAAGGAUGUGGAGUUGUCGCUGCUGCGUGUGCGCAGCUCCAAGCUGGAUCAGCUCAUCGAUGUGCUGCGCGAGCUGCUGCAAUUGCAGAUCGAAAAGCAGCAGCAGCAGCAAACAGUUAGCAGCAAUGCUGUUAACAGCAAUUCAAAGACUACAAAGCGUAAACGCUUGCGUUCCAAGUCGGCGACAUUAGCAUUAGCAUUAACAUUAAUCGUAAUCGUAAUCGUAACAGUUGCAUUAACAUUUGCUUUCAAUAUUUCAUUUUCAUUGCAUACUUUCUUGCGCCCCAUCAGUCAAUCAACAACAACAACAACAACAUCCACAUCAGCAACUAGUAGCACAUCUCCAUCUUCAUCCAUCUCCAAACCGAACGAAAAUGUUGGCGCCAUCAAGGGCUACAGCGAGAGUCUGCUGCAACCGUUUAUGGGCAUGCUGCCAGUGGACUCGCCGGAUGAUCCUUGGCGGCGCAAGGCCUACGACUUGCACAAUCCGCUCUACAGCGGCGGCGGCAGCUAUGAAGCGUAUCUGCGGCAACGCCGCGACACCCACAUCAUGCCACGCGGCCAUCAGUUGCUCACGCCCGACAUGCUGGAGCGUCUGCUGCGCAUCAAGGCCGAGUUUCAGCGACGCUUUCCGCAUCUCUACCAGAGCAUGCUCAACCAUCAAACAAAUCAAACGCGCGUCGUGGUCACGCCGCCGCUGCUAGGACCACCCUCCUCUUCUUACUCUUCCAGCGCAAGCGAUAGCCAGGCCCAUGAGGCACCUGUCUAUGAGCUGGGCGCAGCUGAGCGCGGUCUCUCUGAUGCGGACGCGGACACAGCCUCGCUUUUCAGUCGCGAGGAGACCACAGAUAAGAGCGAACUCGGCGCGGCACCAAAGCAGCGCAGCAGCGAACACAAGGACAAUAAGCCUGAAGCCGACGACAGCGACAACGUUGACUAUUUUCAUUUCGACGACGAUGAAGAUGACUUUAAAUUUAACAUUCCCGAUGACAUCGAUGUUGAUGUGGAUGUCUAAGUGCAUGCGCUUUUAGCUAUACAUAUAUGUAGACAAAAAUAAUCGAAUUGAUAA